Messenger RNA from Schizophyllum commune H4-8, 1124 nucleotides. RefSeq lists its product as uncharacterized. The record is from RefSeq and is a predicted model, not a curated record. NCBI's taxonomy places the organism in Eukaryota, Fungi, Basidiomycota, Agaricomycetes, Agaricales, Schizophyllaceae. Bases 191 to 997 code for a protein of 268 amino acids. The transcript has 7 exons.
ACGCGCUAGAGACGUGACGGUUACAGUUGAAGUUGGGGCGUGGGAAUUAGUCCCUUUCCCACUCCCAUCACAUUCUCGCACGCCGGCGAUCAAAAGACGAGCUCAUUGUAUCUUCCUACUGUCACAUUCAUCCGGCCCAUACGCAGCCACAUCUGCUCUUGCUUCCCACUCUCACUCGGUCGUCGACGCGAUGGCGCCUGGGAGUUUCAUUAAGUACUCCGCCACGAUCGUCUACGAGCAUGAGCGGGCGAAGGAACUGUUCGCAUUGGACAAGUCCGAGUUGCGGAACGAAAUCUGCAAGAGUUUCGACAAACUGAGGCUACCACACCCGUCAUGGCAUAAUCUAUGCGAUCCAGAACCAGAAAAGGACAGAAUCAAGAUGUACUUCUACACCGAAAGCGAGAACACGACCCUUUCCAUGAUGGUGACGCGAGCAUUUGAGACGGAAUACGAUACACCGCAAUUCAUUACUUUACGAGAGAUCUUCAAAAUACGCGAGAUGCGCGUGCGCCAAAGGACUAUCUCAGAAUCUGAGCUGCCUCAAAAGGACCGGUCCAGAAUGACGGCAAAGACGGCGAGCACGGCUCCACCACCGAAGUUCAAGAAGCCGACUGCGCCCAAAGACCAUAAUGACCGUCCACCCGAGAACAGGCCGCUCAAGGUAGAACCCGGUCCUCAUUCUCUCCCGCGUGACGGAGGGCGCAGCUUCGUCAAGUACGUUGUCACGGUCGUCUUCGAUCGAGAAAAAGCCGCGCAGCUGCCCAACAAGCGCGCCUCCGACCUGCAUGGCGAGCUCUGCAAGGCGUUCGAGCUCUUAAGGCUCCCAUAUCCAUCCGGGCAGAAUAUGGAGCAACCCAACGUUCGCCGGGGCAGCAUCACGGUAUGGUGGUACACGCAAAGCAAGUACACGAUACUUGGAAGACAGGUUCAUAACGCGCUCAUCAAGUUCUACAAAUUACCGGAAAACAGAGAGAUACGGAAGUCGUGGGGGAUGUAAGUGUUUGUCGAUCGUACGCUGACCAAACUGUGCCACGUCUUCCACGUCCCAUCGCUCUGACUAUGUCGCCGCGUUCUCUGACAUUUCUUGCAGAGAAGACAUGCUCGUGGACGAAGAAGAAGUGUCG